CAACAUGUAAAUUUGAACAGUUGGCAGCGAACUAAUCACAACUUCUCAUUAGGGGCCGUAAAUGUACGGGCAGUUUUCUGCUAAUAUUAACUUCUCAUGUGAUGAAAUCAGCCGACCAGGAUGAUUCCUUCGACUAUCUUUUCAAAAUAGUUUUAAUCGGUGAUCCAGGAGUCGGAAAAACAUGCAUUGUACAGCGGUUCAAAAAGGGGACUUUCGUCGAGCGACACGGCAGCACAAUUGGGGUCGAUUUUACAAUGAAGACAGUUCUUGUUGACGCAAAAAAAGUCAAGGUAAGGGCAAGAGUAGACUAAAUAAAAAUUGCAUUUGUUUCGACCCGAAUGACUCGGGUAGCAAGCGGCUAAAACUCCCAGAGUUUGGCGUCUAAAUAUCCAUCAUUUAUUUAUAAUUUCCAUGGAGUCAGUACACACAAGUGGAAUGUGCAUAAAAAUAUAAGUUCCAGGUAGUUAAAUUUAUCACCUUAUCACCAAGAAAGAUGUUAUGCUCAAUUUUCUGUGAAAUUUCCACUGUCUUUUAGCCAUUUCCCAUAUAUAUAUAUGCAAUCGCCGAAGCUCUUUGUUUAUCUACUCAACCUUUGUUGUAGACAACGCGAGUUAGUCCGACAAAGGUUUUAGAAGAAAAAAAUUAUUUCAGUCAGGGCGAACUUCCUUAACCGAUCGAUUUUUAGUCUCAUUUUUGUCAGUAAACAGAGACAGGAUUUUAACUCGGGUUUUUCGAUUUGUAAUAAGUUGUAAAAAUAGAACGAUGACGAUUUUAGCACAAUACAGUUCGGUUUGUGUGAAAUACAUUUCAAGUACACAAACCUAAAUAGCUAAUGGUUUGUUACUUUAUCUGUCAAGAAAUAAAAAGUAAAUAGUUGUAAUGAGGUAAACUUGACAUUCUCUAAAUAAGCUUAAAAUUAAGCAACUCUACAAUAAUUUUUUUCGUUUUCUUUAUGUGGAGUCCCAGAGGAUAGUUUCCCAAUAUAUAACAGUUUUGCACAACACAUGCAGAAAUGUCGGUUGCCUGUUGUUAAUAAUUAACUGCAACUUAAAUAACCAAAUGUUACAUCUGAUCUAUAAGUAAAACGUAGAGAAACAGGAAUGCACAACAUUCAUUCAUAGAAUGGCUCAAUCCAGACUGUUGCAUAUAACUAAAACCUUCUGAAAUACCCGAAAGAUGAUGAAACUGACAAAUAUAACAUGCACUUCCUGAAGUACCCUGGCAUGUAUUUACAGUUUGGAUAAUAAAUUAGUUAUUUUUGGGUGUUUACACACCCCAGACCAAACAAAAAGAAAAGUGAAGGCAAAUGACAAGAGAAAACAUCAACAAAACAGUGUGAUUUUAUGUAAAUUUCUUUGGAGAAGGGGAUAGCUGAGUCAGACUGGUUGUUAUGGAUGUUACUUCUUCCAGUGGUUUUCAAUUUUUUUUGUUAUUUUCCUUUUUAACAUGUGGUUUUCUGUUGUUUAUUUUUCAGUUUUGGCUUAUUAAUUUUCCAAUUUAAACUGUGCAGCCCGCUAAAUUCAAAAGUUUGUUUGAAUUGAAAUUUUCCUCUCCAUUUGAACCUGGUGAUAUAAUAAAUAUCUUACAAAUCUCAUUUUCUUGGUCUGUACUAUAAGUUAUAGAACCUUGUAUUUUUCUGCUGGAAUUUAUGGCUGUAAGCUUCAUGCCUGGGCCAUAAAUCCAAGCAGAAAAACUUGGUCCAUAACUUUCAUUAUGGAACAAGAGGACUAGGUCAGUGAGAGAUAUAUAAAUUUAGUCACUUUGUGCUAAAGAAACUCUCACAGGACUAGCUUUCUAGCAUGGGAGCUGACUAAACCAUGAAAUACAGUCAAAUGUGUAUUAAACAGUCACCCAUGGGGAAUGGCAGAAUGACUGCUUAAAACAGGUUGACUGCCUUAUACAGGUUCUUCAGAUGAGGAGUAAUAUAAAAAACAAUUAAAAAAAGCACCACUUUUUGCCAUUAUUGACCACUUAAUGCACAAACACUUGCUCAAAAAUACUACCAACAUAAAUUUUGGAAGAAAAACAUGGGUGAAAUUUUACUGGACAGAUUAUUCUUAGUUUUAAUAGAGUGGUUUCACUUUAACCCUUUAACUCCCAGAAGUGAUUAAGAGGCAACUUCUCCCUAUAAUAUCUAUAGACUAUCUAGCAAAUAGGUAUUGAGAAUAUUUUGAUUUAUCACGUAGUUGUUUUUCUUGAUUUAACACCAAAUUCUUAGAACUAAUUUAGAAGGAAAUGUGUAGCAGCUAGAGGGGAGAAUUAACAAUCAGAUCUUGGGAGUUAAAGGGUUAAGGGAGUAAUCAAUACUGGUGGAAGACAAUGCAAACAGGCUUUUGGGAUUCACUCCAAGGUGAUCACUACUGUGUAACCCUUUACACCCUAACAUCAGUAUCCAUUUUCUCCACACUGUUCUCUAUACAUUUCCUAUGGUACUGACAAAGAGAAUUUUUUUUUUUAACAAUCAAGAGCUUCUUUAGUAGGUGAUCAUUUCCUUUAUUUUCAUGACCUCAAUGUUUGUUUUAAGGGCAAUACUGAUGGGAGAAAAUAGUUACUAAUCACUCUUAGGGGUUAAAGAGUCAAUAGAAGUGAAAAUUACAGUGAUUAUGGGGAAGUAAAUACUGGACCACUUCAUACAUGGUGACUGCUUUAUAUGGUGCCAUUUAAUAAAGGUUCACUAACAUCUUGUACUAAUUCUGCUGGAUUUGAUUGUUCCUUUCUAGUUACAAGUGUGGGACACUGCUGGCCAGGAAAGAUUCAGAACAAUUACUCAAAGUUACUACAGAAGUGCUAAUGCUGUAGUAAUAACUUACGACAUUACCAAAAAAGAUACUUUCAAGAAUGUUGUGCGAUGGACAGAAGAUGUGAAAAAAUACGCUCCAGCUAAUGUUAUUAAAUUACUAGUAGGAAACAAAACAGAUAUUGCUGAAAACCGGGAGGUCACCCUUGAAGAGGCACGGUCCUGUGCUGCACAUUAUAACAUGAUCGACACCCUUGAAGCUUCAGCAAAGGUAAUGUUGGUGAUUUUGAACUUUUAAGGGUUCUCUGUAUUGUAAUAAGAUAAAUAUAAUUAUCUUUGAUAAAGAAGCAAAUUUUAAAUGAAGUGCUCUUUGGACAAUCCAGAAACUUAUCCCCUACAUGUACAACUUCAGCUUCAAAACAAAAUGAAAUACAUCAAGGAUUUUUUUAUCUAUUUUUUAGUCCUCUGGGAUUGUGAUGCUCAAAACCAAGAGAUAUAUUUUUUUGAAAUUUGUAUUCAGACUAAGUGUUCCUUGUAUACUGACUUGCAGGAUGCAACAAAUAUUGAAAAUGCGUUCAUGCGGGUUGCAAGAGAAUUGAAAAGUCGUUACGAAAAUGGCUCUCAACUUCAAGCAAACAUCAUGGAUGAUGCUGUGAUUUUAGAAUCAAGAAGUGUAGACUCAAAGUGGUGUGGUUGUGGUUGA
Pocillopora meandrina is the source of this 3440-nucleotide messenger RNA. The record is from the annotation of a GenBank genome assembly. Lineage: Eukaryota; Metazoa; Cnidaria; Anthozoa; Scleractinia; Pocilloporidae.